CGUAUCGUUGUAUUCUUGCAACGCCCGCAAAGAUUAACUCGAUUGCAAAUAUGGAGAAACACCAAGCAGUCCAAGACGAAAAGCCAGCCACGCAUUUCGAAGAGAACCCCGAGCUUAGGCCGGAAAAGACACCCGCUGUUCUCGAAAAUGCAGACUACACCGGUGCAGAGGCGAAGACAGAUCCGGCAGAGAUCGCGCUGCCGACAUUGUGCACGAUGUAUUUCCUCAACUACGUUGAUGUGUACUUACAUGGUACUUCUAAUGCGAUAGAUAGAAAUGCAAUCGCACAAGCUCGUCUCAAUAACCUCGAGAAGGAUCUGGGAAUGAGUGGGGUGCAAUUCAACACCACGGUCAGCAUCCUCUUUGUCGGUUAUGUCAUUAUGCAAAUCCCUUCAAAUAUGCUCAUAACUCGUAUCAAGCCGGGCAUAUACAUGAGCGCGUGGAUGGCCAUAUGGGCUGUUGUAUCAGCUUGCACGGCGUUAGUGCAAAGUUUUGGAGGGCUAGUAGCCUGUCGGUUCUUUUUAGGAAUCACGGAAUUCUAUCCAGGAGCAACGUACAUGCUCUCCAUUUUUUACACGCGAAAAGAGGUUGCUACACGUAUUGCAAUGCUCUACUGUGCACAGAUUCUAGCAACCGGUUUCUCCGGUCUAAUCGCAGCUGGUGUCUUUGCUGGAAUGGACGGUGUCCGUGGCAUAGCUGGGUGGCGCUGGCUAUUCAUUGUCGAAGGCGCAGUAACCGGCCUAGUAGCCAUCUUCGGCUUCUUUCUCCUACCAAAUACACCUCUCACUACAUCAUGGUUGAAACCCCAGGAGCGCGAAAUGGCUCACGCACGUAUGGAGCGCGAUAGGAUCGGCGACUCGCUCGAGCAGGUCAGUAUGAUGGAGGGCUUAAGGCAGGCGUGCAGGGACAAGCGGACGUGGCUAUUUUGCUUUAUGCAGAAUUUCCAUUUGAGCGCCUGUUCAUUCAAUUCUUUCUUCCCGACCGUCGUAAAGACCCUUGGUUUCAACAGAACCAUCACCCUCGUUCUUACAUGUCCGCCGUUUAUUAUGGCUGGCGCAGCAGGCAUCUUGACGGGAUGGAGUUCUGGUCGCAUGCAUGAGCGUACUUGGCAUAUAACUGGUGGGCUUCUUGUUGCUAUUGUGGGCUUCGUUAUCGCAGCCAGCACAUUGAAUACCGCAGGACGGUAUAUAGCCUGCUUCAUCUUCCCAAUUGGCGCAUACUCCGUCAACUCGGUCAUUAUCGGUUGGGCAUCUUCUACUCUAGGCCAAACAAAGGAGAAGAAAGCGGUUGUACUUGCUAUGACGAAUGUUGGGGGCCAGAUUGGCUACAUAUAUGGCGCGUAUCUGUGGCCAGACUACGAUGAGCCACGGUACGGUAUUGGCUUCGGCGCAUCCGCUGCAUUUGCGCUAUGUUCGAUUGCUUGCGCUUGGGUCAUCCGUACGAUGCUUAUCAUGGAGAACCAAAGGCUCAAAGCCUCAACGAAUGAGCGUGUCAAUCUGUACGGGUACUGA
This is a messenger RNA of Cucurbitaria berberidis CBS 394.84, 1511 nucleotides long. RefSeq names its product MFS transporter-like protein. The record is from RefSeq and is a predicted model, not a curated record. The transcript is spliced from 9 exons. Gene Ontology annotation, biological process: transmembrane transport. Lineage: Eukaryota; Fungi; Ascomycota; Dothideomycetes; Pleosporales; Cucurbitariaceae. The coding region runs from base 51 to 1511 and encodes 486 amino acids. Gene Ontology annotation, cellular component: membrane. Gene Ontology annotation, molecular function: transmembrane transporter activity.